Molecule: messenger RNA, 2464 nt
Organism: Erigeron canadensis
Lineage: Eukaryota; Viridiplantae; Streptophyta; Magnoliopsida; Asterales; Asteraceae
Product: protein FAR1-RELATED SEQUENCE 11-like
Biological process (GO): regulation of DNA-templated transcription
Molecular function (GO): zinc ion binding
Source: RefSeq, a predicted model, not a curated record
AACGGCGUUGGAUAAGCAGUAGGGCGCACGUUAUAUAAAGCGUAAAUUAGGGUUCACCCUUUUACACUCUAUCAUCUUCUUCCCUCCUCAAUCACUCUCAUGUAUACAAAUUGAUCAACAAUAUUUACAAUUUCUGACUAAAUGGAAAAUAGUUGAUGUUGAUCAAGAAACUGUACAGAGUUAUCAAUGAUGAUGUCCGAGGAUGCUGAACAUCUAUUGGUCAGUUAUGAUGACCACUCAGAUCAACGUUCCAUAUCAUUGGAUGAAACAAGUAGUACAGAAGAAUCACCAGAUGAAACUAAAAUAUGCAUAGAAACUACAGAUGAUACUAUUCCAUAUAUCGGCCAAAGAUUCUCUACUCAUGACUAUGCAUAUGACUUCUACAGUGAAUUUGCCAAACGGUGCGGUUUCUCAAUUCGUCGACAUCGUACAGAAGGUAAAGAUGGUGUCGGGAAAGGUCUUACCCGGCGCUAUUUUGUCUGCCACAGGGCAGGCAAUACGCCUGUCAAAACUUUAAAUGAAAAUAAACCACAAAGAAACCGCAAGUCUUCAAGAUGUGGGUGUCAAGCAUAUAUGCGUAUAAGUAAGGUAACUGAAUUAGGAACACCCGAGUGGCGAGUAACUGGUUUCUCAAAUCAUCAUAAUCAUGAACUUUUAGAACCCAACCAAGUUCGCUUUCUUCCUGCUUAUCGAACCAUAUCAGAUACAGACAAAAACCGAAUCCUUAUGUUUGCCAAAACAGGAAUCUCAGUGCAACAAAUGAUGAGGCUUUUGGAACUUGAGAAAUGUGUGGAGCCUGGAUUUCUUCCAUUUACUGAGAAAGAUGUAAGAAAUUUGAUACAAUCGUUUAGGAAAGUGGAUUUAGAGGAUGAGAGCAUUGAUUUACUCAGAAUGUGUAGAAAUAUAAAAGAUAAGGAUCAUAAUUUUCAGUUCGAAUAUAAGCUUGAUUCAAAUAGCCGGCUGGAAAACAUCGCAUGGUCAUAUGCAUCAUCUGUCCAAUCAUAUGAAAUAUUUGGUGAUGCAGUGGUGUUUGACACAACACAUCGAUUGAAUGCUUUUGAUAUGCCGCUUGGGAUAUGGGUUGGAAUGAAUAAUUAUGGCAUGCCUUGCUUUUUUGGUUGUGCACUUCUGCGUGAGGAGAAUGUGAAAUCAUAUUCAUGGGCUUUGAAGGCAUUCCUGGGAUUUAUGAACGGAAAGGUUCCACAAACUAUAUUGACGGACCAAACUGCGUGUGUAAGAGAAGCUAUAGCAAUGGAAAUGCCUUCUGCUAAACAUAGUUACUGCAUCUGGCUAAUCUUUGCAAAGUUCCCAUCUUGGUUUAAUGCUGUUUUGGGGGAACGAUAUAAUGAGUGGAAAAGUGAAUUUUAUCGCCUUUAUAAUAUGGAGUCAAUUGAAGAUUUUGAAAUGGGUUGGAGGGACAUGGUAAAUACCUUUGGGCUUCACACUAACCGCCAUAUAAAUACAUUGUUUGCCUCAAGAACUCUCUGGGCUUUACCAUAUCUAAGAAGCCAUUUUUUUGCUGGAAUGACAACUACUGUUCAUUCAAAAGCCAUCAAUGCUUUCAUCCAACGAUUCUUAAGCGCCCAAACUCGACUGGCACACUUCAUUGAACAAGUGGCUGUUGCUGUGGACUUUAAAGAUCAGGCUGGUGAACAGCAAACAAUGCAACAAAACCUCCAAAACAUAUGCUUGAAAACAGGUGCACCCAUGGAAUCCCAUGCUGCCUCAGUCCUAACACCUUUUGCAUUCUCAAAGCUUCAAGAACAACUUGUAUUGGCUGCUCAUUAUGCAUCAUUUCAACUAGAAGAUGGGUUCCUCGUUAGACACUAUACUAAACUCGAAGGAGGUCGAAAGGUUUAUUGGGUCCCACGUGAAGGCCUUAUCAGCUGUAGCUGUCAUCACUUUGAGUUCUCGGGAAUCCUUUGUAGGCAUGCUCUUCGAGUCUUGUCUGCAGAUAAUUGCUUUCAGAUUCCAGAAAGGUAUAUGCCUCUUCGAUGGCGGCGUAUCAACACUUCAGCAAAGCUCCUUCAGAACACUUUGAGUGAUCAUGCGGAAAGGGUUCACAUUUUACAGGGUAUGGUGUCGAAUCUUGUGACAGAAUCAUCCAAGUCAAAAGAUCGGCUUGAUAUUGCCAUGGAGCAUGUUUCUGUUUUAUUAUCAAGGAUUAGAGAGCACCCAGUUCCUUCUCAAGGUAUGCAAGAAAUGAUUGUUUUACAUAGAUUUAUAGGAUAAGCAGCCACAUUUUAGGUCCCGUGUAGAAAUAGUAAAAAGAAUCAAGGAGGUUAUGUUCCAAAGUUUUUGUUUAUUGGAUUAGCGUUUAUUGUAAGAGCUUUUGAGAGACAGGUGUUCUAAUGGAAGUGCUGUUGUGGCUUGCUCACCAUGUUGCAUGCUAGUGGUUUAGUGCAAUAUUGUGAUCAUGUUUGUUCAACAUUCCUGUGUUUAUAGAGAAAGAUUUUUGUAGUAA